Messenger RNA from Trichophyton benhamiae CBS 112371, 1248 nucleotides. RefSeq lists its product as uncharacterized. The record is from RefSeq and is a predicted model, not a curated record. The transcript has 2 exons. Bases 1 to 1248 code for a protein of 415 amino acids. NCBI's taxonomy places the organism in Eukaryota, Fungi, Ascomycota, Eurotiomycetes, Onygenales, Arthrodermataceae.
AUGCGCGCCGCUGCGCUCGGUCCACAGUUUCAAGCGAUUCACAACCUCGAUAGCCUUAAAUCAGGCUCUAAAAUUGGGGAAGAACAGUUCCUUGCACUUCGUGUGUACUGGGCUCCAGCCAAAACUGUGGGACAGAUAGAUCCCAAAUCCGACUAUGGCUUGUCGAUAAGCGAGGCGGCGUCAAACUUAGCCCAUGUGAACCAUUGGCGAUCUUAUUGCCACACUGUCGAGGGAGGGCUUGGAAAUGACCCGAAUUUCGGCAGGUUCGACCUGCUGUGGUCCUUUCAGAAGCAGGUACAGCAAAUAUAUAAACCUGUUAGAGAAUCUGACAAGAUUUCGUCCCCGGUCUCCUCGAGAACACGAAUGGGCAUAGCCUUAAGGCAGAAAACCGACCAACCUUCGUCUAGUAAAAACCCUUUUAGCGGCAUGGGACAUACAGCCAGCCCAGGACAAACUUUCAGACCAUCUUCUAAGUUUGACCAAUACCCCUUGCCACAUCCGUCCCAGGCACCCUCAACGCCAUCCAAAGGAAAGUCAGUUGCUCAUGGCGCCAGCACGCCCGAAACGCCUUUUUCUGUUAGCAUGGUACUAGAAAAUGAAUACGAUACACCUAGCUUUCCGCAGAGUAUGGAUAUCGACGACCUUUCUCCUGCGGCAACUAGUGAAGACUAUCAAUUCCCACCAGCUGACGACGAACAGACCGUGAAUACAGCUCUAAUUUUAGCCCUGAAUGCAGUUUGUCUCAGUCGACAAAGGUUGGUUGAUUUUCCAUGGUCUUUGGAACGCAAGGCUUUUAUCUUUAAGACCCCCUCAAAAAAGCUCUAUGAAGCUAGAACAGAUGGGCAUCUCAGAUUCAACAGAGACGGAAAGGACAUCUCCUUGGCCAUUCUUGAGGUCAAAGCAGGUAUACGAACAAAUACUUGGCCUCAGGCGCAAGAGAGCGCACAAAUGGCGGCUUGGAUACAUGCAGAGCCUGAUGCGGGGCCGCCAGAAAAUGGCAAGUAUAGGCGAUUGAUGAUCUCCCAGGACCGCCACGAAGUAUGGAUAAUCAUUGCAGAGUAUACACGAGACUAUGUGAAAUACUUAAGGGGAGAGAAAUACGACGACGACACAUUCAUGGCCAUGCGUGAAUUUGGACCGUUUAACCCCGAGUCGAAAGGCCAUUUGUUGUUGUUAGGCGCAUGUCUCCAGGCGUUCACUUUACGACUACUGGAGAAAGCGCGUGGAAAUGAGCCAUUCCGCUGGUGA